CCCGUGCUGGUAUCUGGUGUCCAUAAGAAGUUGAAGUCAGAGCUUUGGAAACCAGAAGCUUUCAGCCUGGAAUUUGGAGAUCAAGAUGUAGAUUUGGUGAACUGCAGGAACUGUGCCAUAAUUUCAGACGUGAAAGUGCGUGACUUCUGGGAUGGCUUUGAGAUAAUAUCUAAACGGCUCAGGUCAGAUGAUGGUCAGCCAAUGGUACUGAAGUUAAAGGACUGGCCCCCAGGGGAGGACUUCAGAGAUAUGAUGCCUACGAGGUUUGAGGAUUUGAUGGAAAAUCUUCCUCUUCCUGAAUAUACCAAGAGAGAUGGCAGACUGAAUUUGGCUUCUAGGCUGCCAAGCUACUUUGUCCGUCCUGACUUGGGUCCCAAAAUGUACAAUGCCUAUGGUUUAAUUACUGCAGAAGACAGACGAGUUGGUACCACAAACCUGCAUUUGGAUGUAUCUGAUGCUGUUAACGUCAUGGUGUAUGUUGGGAUUCCCAUUGGGGAAGGGACCCAUGAUGAUGAGGUUCUGAAAACAAUUGAUGAGGGAGACGCUGACGAUGUAACAAAGCAGCGAAUCCAUGAAGGAAGAGAGAAACCUGGAGCAUUGUGGCACAUCUAUGCUGCCAAGGAUGCUGAGAAGAUACGGGAACUUCUCCGGAAGGUUGGAGAGGAACAAGGCCAAGAAAAUCCUCCAGAUCACGACCCCAUUCAUGACCAAAGUUGGUACUUGGACCAGACCUUACGUAAGCGACUCUACGAUGAGUAUGGUGUGCAAGGCUGGGCAAUAGUGCAGUUCCUUGGCGAUGCCGUGUUCAUUCCUGCAGGUGCUCCCCAUCAGGUCCAUAAUUUGUACAGCUGCAUUAAAGUGGCAGAAGAUUUUGUAUCUCCAGAACACGUGAAGCACUGCUUCCGUCUGACCCAGGAGUUCAGGCACCUGUCUAAUACUCACACAAACCAUGAGGAUAAACUGCAGGUGAAGAAUAUUAUCUACCAUGCAGUGAAAGAUGCUGUUGGCACACUGAAAGCUCAUGAAUCCAAACUAGCUAGAUCGUAGGAAUUGCUAAUUCCAAAUGCCCUGUCAAGUAAGCCUUUUGCUCACGGUAUAUACAGGGACUGCACACGACUGCCUCUGCAGGAGCAGAGGCUUCUCACUGAGAGCUGGUGUGGUCAGUAUUACACACACUCUUCAGCCACUGUUUUCUGCGCUGCCUCAACACUGAAGGUCUAAUGGAAGGUCGCACUGUUACAUGCAGAAUUCCAGAUUCUAAAAGGUGCCAUGUCCCUUUCCUGUGGCCUUUUGCAAAUUGGAAGAACAUGGAAACCACUUGGUGUUCCUGCAUAUUAUGAUUAGAAAUGGUAUAAAGAGUGUGGAUGUUUUUUUCCCUCAUGCCUAGUUAGUCUCCACGAAGUUAGACGGAACGUGCUGGAGGUGGGUUGUCCUGCUGCAGACUGAGUUGAUAGCUGCUGAAAGAGUGGGACCAACAGUAGCCCAACUGCAGAAAUUCAAGCAAACUUCCCAUAUGAGAUACAGGCCAAGGAAAAGGAUAAAGCUAUUCUCUGCACUCCCCUUCUUGUAGCCGUUUCUCUAUACUCUGUAGAGUUGCAGAACUAAAGGGAGAACCCGUUUUUUCCCCUGGGAGACUCCAGAAAUAAGAGGAUUGUGUAUUUAGUGAAAAAGAAAUAGGUUUGUAGUGAAACGGUUAAUAUUUCAUGAAAGUAGAUAUUUUUAGUAUUUUUGAAGUACCACAACUGUUCCUGGAUUUUCAAGGAAAGGCGCAUUACAUUUAGUCUUCCUUUCAAUAAAAUCAAGAAAUGAUUUUUAGAAAGCAGUCCAAAACAGCACAAAAACAGCCAAAGGAGAGUUGAAUAGAAAUUGACACCCCACCUCCCUUGCCCAUGUUCCUCACCUAUCUUCCUCCCUCUCCCUAUGCCACCCUGCUUCCUCGGAAUGAGAAGUAGAAAAGAGUAUAAACUGUUCUCGUGGAGAUGUUGUACAUCUCUCCCUGCACUGGUGAAUGCAGGCAAUAGUUCACCCAAUACCAUUGCUAGCUGAAAACAUCUGUCCUUUCCAAAGUGAAGGAAAAGUUAACUUUCAGUGUCAACUUUGUCCAGAACUAUUUUAAGUAAAAUGUUCCUGCUUGAUAGAACUGUAUUCAGAAUUUACUAAUGUCAGCAUUGAUGCAAUGAAUUUCAUUGUCUGGGCACAUGGGGAAAUGUACUGCCCUUAUCUCCAGCUGUACUGCAGUGCCACUCGCAGGCCUGGUAAUAUGUUCACGGUUAUUUCAUUUUUAAAAAAAUAAAAGUCAUUUACUGUAA
Acanthisitta chloris (rifleman) is the source of this 2309-nucleotide messenger RNA. RefSeq names its product lysine-specific demethylase 3B-like. Gene Ontology annotation, biological process: regulation of transcription by RNA polymerase II. NCBI's taxonomy places the organism in Eukaryota, Metazoa, Chordata, Aves, Passeriformes, Acanthisittidae. Gene Ontology annotation, molecular function: histone H3K9 demethylase activity; transcription coregulator activity; chromatin DNA binding. Gene Ontology annotation, cellular component: chromatin; histone deacetylase complex. The record is from RefSeq and is a predicted model, not a curated record. The transcript is spliced from 8 exons. The annotation marks the transcript as partial.